AUGCAGAAGUCCAGACGAGAGUUGAAGACCGGUUGGUCUAUGAAGCAGGUGGAUGACAUUUCCAAUGAUUGUUGGCUUCCUGUGAAACAGGUUCCCAGCCAAGUCCACAUUGAUCUCAUUGACAACAAAAGAAUUCCCGAUCCGUUUGUGGAUGCUAAUGAACUCGCGGUACAAUGGAUCGCAGAGAAAGAUUGGGUUUACCGUACAAACUUCACGGCGCCGUCUCGCGAAGACUCCACAACGGAUUUGGUGUUCCUCGGCCUCGACACCUUUGCUACUGUGACUCUAAAUGGAAUCAUACUCUUACAGUCGGAGAACAUGCACACUUCAUAUCGGGUGGAAAUUUCCGAGUUCCUUCGACCGGGUCAAGAGAAUGAGCUCCAGAUUAUGUUCCAUUCCGCGCUCCUUCGUGGACGAGAGCUCGUCGAUCAACACCCAGAGCACACCUUUCACGUUCGCCAGACUGAAGCAAGUCGCAUCCCUGUACGUAAAGCACAGUACAACUGGGGCUGGGACUGGGGUCCUAUCUUGAUGACUGCGGGACCUUGGCGUCCUGUUGUACUUGAGCAGUACAUUGCCAGGGUCGAUGAUGUAUGGACCCAAUACAACUUAUCUGCAGACAACAAGACUUGCUCUGGAAACCUGUAUGCACGGGUUGGGACGGGUGCACAGGAGGGUGACAGUGUCGUUUUGUCGCUGCUUGCUGAUGAAAAGGUGGUUUUUCAGCAGAAAUGUGAUAUUGGGCCUGGUGGGUUGGUAAGGGCCGCAUUUCAGCUUGAUAAUCCUUCUCUGUGGUACCCACAUGGUUAUGGAUCGCAGCCCCGCUACCAACUGUCCGCGGAUCUCAUCCGUGGGGCUAUCAAACUAGACGAGCAAAUUAAACUUGUUGGGUUCCGACGGUGUGAACUAGUGCAAGAAAAAGACGAGUUUGGCAAGUCUUUCUACUUCCGGAUCAACGGUGUCGACAUAUUUUCCGGCGGGUCAUGCUGGAUCCCAGCCGACAGUUAUCUUGCCCAAGUCUCCAAAGAUCGUUAUCUAGACUGGAUGAAACUGAUGGUGGAGUCCAAUCAAAUAAUGAUUCGUGUGUGGGGCGGUGGAAUCUAUGAGGACGAUGCCUUCAUCGAAGCAUGCGAUUCAUUAGGCAUCUUGGUCUGGCAUGACUUUGCCUUCGUCUGCGCGAGUUACCCAGCUUAUUCCUCCUUUCUGAAAUCUAUUGAGGAAGAAGCACGACAAAACAUUAGGAGGCUGAGAUCCCACCCAUCUGUGGUAAUCUGGGCCGGAAACAACGAGGAUUAUCAGGUCCAGGAAAGAUAUAAGCUUGAAUAUGACCAAAAUGACACUGACCCGGAGUCUUGGCGCCAAUCGACGUUCCCGGCACGUUAUAUCUAUGAGCAUCUGCUGCCAAAAUGGGUACAAGAAGAGGACCCAUCAAUGAUCUACCACCCUGGAAGCCCCUGGGGCGAUGGCAAACACACAAGUGACCCAACUGUAGGCGAUAUUCACCAGUGGAACAUCUGGCACGGCCAAAUGAGCAGAUACCAAGAUUCCGCUGACCUCGUCGGACGUUUCGUGAGUGAGUUUGGGAUGGAAGCCUACCCUCAUGUUGAGUCCCUUCGCCGAGUCAUCACCGACCCGCGCCAACAACACCCUGGCUCAAUGAUGAUGGACUUCCGAAACAAAGCUGGCGAUCAUGAGCGCCGUUUGAUGACGUACGUUGCCGAGAACUUCAUAGUGCCGUCCGACCUCACAGCCUUCACACACAUCACCCAGGUCCUCCAAGCUGAAACCAUGCGCUACGCAUAUAAGGCCUGGAGGCGGAGCUGGGGACAACCAGGAGCUCGAAGGUGUGGAGGUGUCCUUGUGUGGCAGCUGAACGAUUGUUGGCCAACCAUGUCGUGGGCCAUCGUCGAUUACUACUUGGUCAAAAAGCCUGCGUUCUACGCCAUAUCUCGAGCUUUGAGGCCACUGGACGUUGGUGUAUCUCGUAACUGCCCGGUGUGGACUUCGGGUCAUGCCGAUCCUAUGUCAACCAACUCAUGCGAGUUCGACUUAUGGAUUGCGAGUAGCCGGCAGGAGGCAGUUGAAGUAGAGGUGAAGGUCAAGUUUGUUUCCAUACGGACGGGUAACCUGGUUAGUGAUAGUAUCAAUAUCACGACACUAGCAAACCCGAAUGCCACAACAGAGAUCCUCGGGAAUCACUGCGUGAGGAUGUCCACGAGUUGUGACAGUGCGGUCCAUGAGAACUUGGACCAAUUCAUCAUCCACGCAGAGUUGUAUGUUAAUGGACUGGUUAUGGCAACUGACACGGCUUGGCCGCAGCCCCUAAAAUAUCUGGACUUUUCAAACCGAAAUGUCAGGGUUGAAACCUCGCCAUUGCAGGACGAGCUCACUGUAUCGGCGGAUCUCCCUGUUAAAGGAUUUGUGUUCGAGGAGAGGGAAGGCUUGAGGCUGAGUGACAACGGAUUUGAUCUGGUACCUGGGAACAAGAAAAAGAUCACUGUGCGAGGCAAGGGCGCAAAAGCCCAAGACCUUUCCUGGACAUAUGUUGGUGCAAAUGCUCACGUUGGAUAA
Penicillium griseofulvum is the source of this 2571-nucleotide messenger RNA. RefSeq names its product beta-mannosidase. Bases 1 to 2571 code for a protein of 856 amino acids. Gene Ontology annotation, molecular function: beta-mannosidase activity. The record is from RefSeq and is a predicted model, not a curated record. Gene Ontology annotation, biological process: glycoprotein catabolic process; carbohydrate metabolic process. The transcript has 4 exons. NCBI's taxonomy places the organism in Eukaryota, Fungi, Ascomycota, Eurotiomycetes, Eurotiales, Aspergillaceae.